AUGGAAACAUGGCCAUCAGAAGUUGUUCGUGCAUUUAAUAGAUCAAAAUUCAAUCGCGAUGAAACGAAAAAAUAUGAAUUAGUGUUGUAUAAACCAAUCGAACCAAUCUUACAAGAAGGUCCUCAAUGUGGAAUUGUUGCUUUAGCAAUGGCAAUGAGUAAUCAUUCGUGUGAUGUAAAAGUGCAAAGUAUCUUUGAAAAAGCAAAGGAGCUGUUAUAUACCAUUCAAGGUGAAUUAUUUGAUGCUCAUGUCAUACCACAUCUUUGUGAGCAAUUUAAUUUGACAGCAACUGUUCACAAAUGGGCAAAAGUAACGGAUCUUGUUGAUUGUCUUCAAUCCGGCUGUAUCUGUCUUGUUCCAUAUGACUCAGAUGCUAAUCACGAACCAUGUUUGAAGAAAGGUCAUCGAGCACAUUGGCUUCUUGUUCAUGGUUAUCUGAAGGAAUUGACAUCAUCUUCAUCGAACGAAUAUGAUCUAGUGUUAGUACAGCAUGGAAAAAACAUCGAUCCUAAACGGCGAACAGACUCUGAAUACUGUCUGCCGAAAGAUGCAUCGCUCAAAGAAACCUUGUGCAAUUUAUUCGUAGCAAUAUAA
This is a messenger RNA of Adineta ricciae, 594 nucleotides long. The record is from the annotation of a GenBank genome assembly. NCBI's taxonomy places the organism in Eukaryota, Metazoa, Rotifera, Eurotatoria, Adinetida, Adinetidae.